Molecule: messenger RNA, 1023 nt
Organism: Wyeomyia smithii (pitcher-plant mosquito)
Lineage: Eukaryota; Metazoa; Arthropoda; Insecta; Diptera; Culicidae
Product: chymotrypsin-2-like
Exons: 3
Coding region: 109-837 (242 amino acids)
Biological process (GO): proteolysis
Molecular function (GO): serine-type endopeptidase activity
Source: RefSeq, a predicted model, not a curated record
AUGACCAGUUUUAGAAAAUAUUUCAAUAGUAUCAUUUUCUCCCGUUUCUGUGCGUGAACCGAGUAGAAACAUUUUGAUAAGCUGUGGCUAAACGUAACAGAUCAUAAUAUGAAUAACAAAUUGCUCUGGACGCUGCUAGCCGGUGUGCUGCUGAAAUUUACAAACGUGGAAUGCGUGGUGGGUGGUCACACGUCGAUGCCCGGUGCUGCGCCCUAUGUAGUUUCGGUUCAGAACCCGACGCACAUAUGUGGUGGUGUUUUGGUUGCCAACAACUGGGUUUUAACGACGGUAUCAUGUGUACAGGGUAGAAGCAAUCUUAAAGUCUUGGUGGGCUCCCACCGUUUGCUGACCAACAUGGCACGUGUUGGGGUGUCAUCGAUCAUUUUAAAUCCUCAGUAUAGCGCCACAUCUGGUAUCAACAACGUAGCUCUUUUGAAACUUUCCCAGCCAGUCACAUCGGCUCCAGUGCAAAUAAAUAGUGCUACCGUUACAACAGGACUUCCGACCGCUUUCUACGGCUGGGGUUCACUCAAUUACGGAUCCGCAUCGAAAUCCAAUGAGCUGCAAACACUGUAUCAGAAAACUGUCAGUGCCGCUGAUUGCGCGAAAAAGUUGCAAAAAAACGGAGGACUGGCAACUGGAUUUAUUUGCGCUCACAUCCAGCCUGGACAAGCGGCUUGUUCGAAAGACCAAGGGGGACCAUUGAUAGACGUGAGCAGUGGGAAGCUGCUGGGAAUCUACGAUCACGGAAUACUCUGCAGUGGAUCAUUUCCAGAUGUUUUCACUAAUAUCGCCGCAUUCAAGACGUGGAUUGAAACAACGAUUGCCAGCAACUGAGUUGUAAUAACAGCUGCAAAUAACUGAUUCAAUGCAAGUUUUGAAUAUAAAUUGAAAAAAUACAUGAUGAUUUUGUAAAGAUUAUUGUGUGUUUCAAAAAUAUUGAACUGCAAAAUAAACAAGACGAAAUUAUAAAACAUUUCGAGAUAUGAAAAAUAAAAAUUAAUAAAUAUAGAAUGGAGUAAA